AUGGCCGACAAGAUGGAGAACCCUGAGGAAAAGAUCCAGGAGGGGCUUUUCGACCGCAUUAUCAACAAUCUGACACAACUGAACGUUAACGUGGGCAAGAUCAACGCGCAGCUCGUGGAGAUCGAGAAACAGAACGAGAAGACCGUGCUUGUGAGUGAGCUGUGGGAGAACUAUCGCAAAAAUGCGGAAUUUCAUCUGGCCAAGACGGGGGAGCUCGAAGGACCAAUAGAAUAG
This is a messenger RNA of Ogataea parapolymorpha DL-1, 234 nucleotides long. RefSeq lists its product as uncharacterized. The coding region runs from base 1 to 234 and encodes 77 amino acids. Gene Ontology annotation, biological process: attachment of spindle microtubules to kinetochore. The transcript has 2 exons. Lineage: Eukaryota; Fungi; Ascomycota; Pichiomycetes; Pichiales; Pichiaceae. The record is from RefSeq and is a predicted model, not a curated record. Gene Ontology annotation, cellular component: DASH complex; mitotic spindle.